Medicago truncatula (barrel medic) is the source of this 3531-nucleotide messenger RNA. Its product is annotated as dynamin-2B. Gene Ontology annotation, cellular component: cytoplasm; membrane; microtubule. NCBI's taxonomy places the organism in Eukaryota, Viridiplantae, Streptophyta, Magnoliopsida, Fabales, Fabaceae. The transcript is spliced from 22 exons. Bases 340 to 3108 code for a protein of 922 amino acids. The record is from RefSeq and is a predicted model, not a curated record. Gene Ontology annotation, molecular function: GTPase activity; microtubule binding; GTP binding.
CAGUACUGAACUGAGACAAACGUUUCAAAAACGCUGAAAGCUCUCAUAGAGAUAGAAAGAGAGAGAACGAAGAAGCAUAGAAAUAGAGAGAGAAAGAGGUUACUUUUUUGAAUUUUCCAAAUCAUCACAAUAUUCAAAUCACUAGUUAGAACACAAGUCCACCAUUUCUUAAAAUUUUUAGAGCGAGAAACAAAACUAGAGAGAGAAACUCAGAGAUCUGGUUUCUGUUUCAGAUCGUACCUUUCUGGUUUAGGGUUUCCGUUUCGAUCGAUCCCUAUUUCAACGCUUUCUCUCUCUAUAACCGUUUUUCGAUCCAUCGAUUCGAUUUUCUGAUCUUCCAUGGCGGCGAUCGAAGAGUUAUCGGAGCUCGCUGAUUCCAUGCGUCAAGCUUCGGCGCUUCUCGCUGAUGAAGAUAUCGACGAAACUUCGAAUAAUUCUAGAAGACCUUCCACUUUUCUCAACGUCGUCGCUCUCGGCAACGUCGGUUCUGGUAAAUCAGCGGUGUUGAACAGUUUAAUUGGACAUCCAGUUUUGCCUACUGGUGAAAAUGGAGCUACGAGAGCUCCAAUUGUGAUUGAUCUGCAACGAGACACGUCGUUGAGUAGCAAAUCGAUUAUAUUGCAGAUUGAUAAUAAGAAUCAGCAAGUUUCAGCAAGUGCUUUAAGACAUUCCUUGCAGGAUAGGUUGAGCAAGGCUUCCUCGGCCAAAGCUCGAGAUCAGAUAAAAUUGAAGUUACGCACAAGUACAGCACCACCUCUCAUGUUGGUUGAUUUACCUGGGUUGGAUCAGCGCAUCAUGGACGAAUCAACAGUUAGUGAAUAUGCGGAGCAUAAUGAUGCCAUUUUGGUAGUUAUUGUACCAGCAGCUCAAGCACCUGAAAUUGCUUCCUCUCGGGCCCUUAGAUUGGCAAAGGAAUACGACGGAGAAGGUACAAGAAUUGUUGGUGUUAUUAGUAAAAUUGAUCAAGCUGCAUCAGACCAAAAAGCAAUAGCUGCAGUUCAAGCACUUCUACUGAAUAAGGGUCCUACAAAAGCACAAGAUAUCCCCUGGGUUGCAUUAAUCGGUCAAUCAGUUUCAAUAGCUACGGCACAGUCUGGAUCUUCUGGUUCUGAAAAUUCUUUAGAAACUGCAUGGAGAGCAGAGAGUGAAAGCCUCAAGUCCAUACUGACAGGAGCCCCUCCAAGUAAGCUUGGAAGGAUAGCUUUGGUGGAUGCUCUGGCACAGCAGAUUCAAAAUCGCAUGAAGCUGCGGGUGCCUAACCUUCUUUCUGGGCUACAAGGGAAGUCUCAAGUAGUUCAGGAUGAAUUGGCAAGGCUUGGUGAGUCAUUGGUCACCACUUCAGAGGGUACUCGUGCUAUAGCCUUGGAACUUUGCCGUGAGUUUGAAGAUAAGUUCCUACAGCACCUUACCUCAGGCGAGGGAACUGGUUGGAAAAUUGUUGCCUGCUUUGAGGGGAGAUUUCCUGAUAGAAUGAAGCAAUUACCGUUAGAUAGGCAUUUUGAUAUCAACAAUGUAAAGAGGAUUGUGUUAGAAGCCGAUGGUUAUCAGCCAUAUCUCAUUUCACCUGAAAAGGGAUUAAGAUCACUAAUCAAAGGAGUUCUAGAGCUUGCAAAAGAGCCAUCACGUCUUUGUGUUGAUGAGGUACAUCGGGUCCUGAUGGAUAUUGUAUCGGCCGCUGCCAAUGCUACACCUGGUUUAGGAAGAUACCCACCUUUCAAGAGAGAGAUUGUGGCCCUUGCUACUACUGCACUAGAAGGGUUUAAGAAUGAAUCAAAGAAAAUGGUGGUUGCACUAGUUGAUAUGGAGCGUUCUUUUGUGCCACCCCAACACUUCAUUCGCUUGGUACAAAGGAGGAUGGAAAGGCAACGCCGGGAAGAUGAGUUGAAGGGUCGGUCUACGAAAAAAGGACAUGAUGCAGAGCAAUCUAUACUUAACCGGGCCACAAGUCCCCAAACUGGUGGAAGCAUGAAAUCACUAAAGGAUGAUAAGGAUAAGGAUAAGGAAAAGGACAAGUCAGGUCAGGCAGAGAAAGAAGGGCAAGAAGGCUCUGGUUUAAAGUCUGCGGGUCCUGAAGGAGAAAUUACAGCAGGAUUUUUGUUGAAGAAAAGUGCAAAAACUAAUGGUUGGAGCAGGCGAUGGUUUGUGCUUAAUGGAAAAACGGGAAAGCUUGGGUAUACGAAAAAACAAGAGGACAGGCAUUUUCGUGGUGUUAUUACAUUAGAGGAAUGUAACAUUGAAGAGGUUCCAGAUGAAAGUGAUCCUCCACCAAAAAGCUCUAAGGACAAGAAGUCUAACGGACCGGACUCUAGCAAAGUCAGCCUUGUUUUUAAAAUUACUAGUAGAGUCCCGUAUAAAACUGUUUUGAAAGCACACAGUGCUGUUGUUUUGAAGGCCGAGAGUGCAACUGAUAAGACUGAAUGGAUUAGUAAGAUAAGUAGUGUUAUACAAGCAAAGGGAGGACAAAUAAGGCUUUCAUCUGAGGGUGGCUCAGCGAUGAGGCAUAGCCUCUCUGAUGGUUCCUUGGAUACAAUGGCUCGAAGACCUGCUGAUCCCGAGGAAGAACUCCGAUGGAUGUCCCAGGAAGUCCGUGGCUAUGUUGAAGCAGUUUUAAACAGUUUAGCUGCUAAUGUGCCAAAGGCAGUUGUCCUUUGCCAAGUUGAAAAAGCUAAGGAAGACAUGCUGAAUCAAUUAUAUAGCUCUGUCAGUGGUCAAAGCACGGCUAAGAUUGAGGAGCUGCUUCUAGAAGAUCAAAAUGUAAAGCGCAGGAGAGAGCGUUAUCAGAAACAAUCCUCGCUUCUCUCCAAACUGACACGCCAGCUGAGUAUACAUGACAACCGUGCAGCUGCUGCCUCUAAUUGGUCAAAUGGGAGUGCAGAGAGUAGCCCAAGAAGCAGUGGACCAGGUGAUGACUGGAGAACUGCCUUUGAUGCAGCUAGCAAUGGCUCUGUUAGCCGUAGUGGUUCGAGAUCUGGAUCAAAUGGUCAUAGUCGACAUAAUAGUGAUCCCGCACAAAAUGGUGAUUUGAACUCUGGCCCCAACUCUGGCAGCCGUCGUACUCCUAACCGAUUACCCCCUGCUCCACCAGGUUCUUCGGGUUACAAAUAUUAACAAAUGGCCGACAUUUCAUGUUUUGUUACAUUUUUGGAGCCUGCGAUUGCUCCUGCCCCAUUUCAUACCUUUGAGGAUAAGGUCUCGUCGCAAUUCUUUGUUACUGCCAGGAUAUUUAGGUGAUGAAAAAGGUUUGUGUAUAUAGAAGAAGACUAGUUUGUUAGUAUAUAUAUGUUUUCUGGGCUUGUCCCAUUUUCCGGAAGUAUGGUAUCAAGUUCGACUUGAAAAGAUUGAUCAUGUUUUUCUAUUCAAUAUUCUUUUUACUUUCAUACCUUUUAAUGUUUCUUUUGGGAUUUUGUACUCAAUUUUUGAUGCUGCUGAUGUAAUUGCUUUAUAAUGAUUGGAUAGCACACCAUUUCUGAUGGGUUUAUAAGACUAACAAUUGAAGUAUUUUAAUAAUGAGUAUGUGUUGUAUCUGUUGCC